This is a messenger RNA of Arachis duranensis, 1509 nucleotides long. RefSeq lists its product as uncharacterized. NCBI's taxonomy places the organism in Eukaryota, Viridiplantae, Streptophyta, Magnoliopsida, Fabales, Fabaceae. Gene Ontology annotation, molecular function: transposase activity; zinc ion binding; DNA binding. Gene Ontology annotation, biological process: DNA transposition. The record is from RefSeq and is a predicted model, not a curated record. The transcript is spliced from 6 exons. Bases 1 to 1509 code for a protein of 502 amino acids.
AUGGCUGACAUGUGUGUUGACCUAAUUCCGCAAUCUCUAUCGCUGUUUGACAAAAUUUACAUAUGCUUAGAUGCGUGUAGAAAUGGGUUUGUUAAGGGUUGUAGACCACUAAUAGGCCUAGAUGGAUGCUUUUUAAAGGGGUAUUAUGGAGGCCAACUCCUAAUUGCAAUGUCACUUGAUGCUAACAACCAUAUCUUCGUUAUUGCAUAUGCUGUUACAAGAGCAGAAAACAUAGAGAACUGGAUGUGGUUCUUAACUCGGUUUCAGGAUGAUUUGGGAGACCAUCAAGUGCACGGAUGGAAUCUCAUGUCCGACCAACAGAAGGGACUUAUGGGUGCAACAAAGGAAGUCAUGCCCUAUGCACACCAUAGAAAUUGUGUGCUGCACAUUUGGAAGAAUCUUCAACAAAAAUUCAAUAACAAGCAGGUAAAGGGACUGUUAUGGCAUGCUGCCAAGUGCACUACUCAGGUGCAGUUCAAAGCAUCAAUGGAGAAGUUUAAAAGUGAGUGUCACGGAGGAUGGGAGUAUCUGAAUCAAUUUGAUCCAGCAGUUUGGUGCAAGGCAUAUUUCAAUCAUGGUCUGAAGAAUGACAACUUCAUCAAUAACAUGUGUGAGGUUUGGAAUUCUAUGAUAGUUGAGGCUAGGGAGAAGCCGAUUCUAACAAUGUGUGAAGAGAUAAGGUGUACAAUAUUGAAAAAGAUGGCCAAGCACAAGAGGAUUCUAGGGAGGUGCAUUGGAAAACUGGCACCAAUGCAGCAGUGGAGACUUGACAGUCACAUUAAACCGCAGAGUCAUAAAUGGAAUGCACAAUGGAGCAAAGAUUAUGACAGGUUGACAGGGAUGCCAUGUGUUCACUCAGUUGCUGCUAUCUCUAAGUUGAGGAUCAAGGUUACCGAAGACUUUGUGAGCCCUUAUCUCACUAUAGAUGCUGUAAGGAAAAUAUAUGACUUGUGUGUAAAUCCAGUGAACAGCAAAGAAUUUUGUGAGAAGACAGACCAUCCAAAGCCACAACCCCCUAGGAUAGUAAGACCAGUUGGUCGUCCAAAGAAACACAGGACUGAAUCCGGUGCACCCCCUCCCCCUCCAGUGAUUGGCGACAAAGUGAGAAGAACUUUUCAGGUAAUGUGUAGUAAAUGCGGGGAGAAGGGGCAUUAUUAUAAAACAUGUAAGGGAGCACCAGCUAAACCCGACUGGCAACCAAAAAGGAAGAAGGCAAAAACGGGUAGCAAAGCUUUGGUUGUGAUGACUGAAAAUGUAGCUCCUGCCCCUCCCCCUAUAGGGAAUGUGGCUGGUAUUGAUGGUGGUGUAAAUAACAUACCUGUUAAAGAACCUGAACCUAUUAACCGGGACCCUCUUACAUAUGUGGCUGCAAAACAUGUUUCUGUCAUACAGGAUACAACUAGGAAAAAUAAGAAAAAAAUGCCAAAGAGGCCGCAUGUAGAGCCAAAUGAGAUAAACAUUUCACAAACUGCCCCAACUACAGAGGAAUUCAUCAAACUACUCCAAUGA